Messenger RNA from Lichtheimia ornata, 2055 nucleotides. RefSeq lists its product as uncharacterized. Bases 1 to 2055 code for a protein of 684 amino acids. Gene Ontology annotation, molecular function: protein serine/threonine kinase activity; protein tyrosine kinase activity; ATP binding. Gene Ontology annotation, cellular component: cytoplasm; nucleus. The transcript is spliced from 7 exons. The record is from RefSeq and is a predicted model, not a curated record. Lineage: Eukaryota; Fungi; Mucoromycota; Mucoromycetes; Mucorales; Lichtheimiaceae. Gene Ontology annotation, biological process: peptidyl-threonine phosphorylation; peptidyl-serine phosphorylation.
AUGACACUUGGAGAGCAAUGGCCACCCCAUGGUCAUAAAGUGAUCAAAGGAUUCCAACGAGUCACCUAUGGUCAACGACCCAAGAUCCUUGUUCGAGAAAAGAAUAUGGCUACCUGCAAGCCGCUCUAUGCAUUAACAACCAAGGUCGUCAAUACCUAUACCAAGAUCGAUUCUCGAUUCCAGUACGAUGCUGCACAUCUCAAUCCGAAGCGUGUCCUCACCAAGCCGAGUAAACCAGCCAAGAAUGAUGGGUAUGAUAACGAGAAUCACGAUUAUAUCUUGCGAGUGAAUGAUAUCCUUGGUGAUGACAAAGAGUAUCAGUAUCGUGUGAUUGAUCUCUUGGGUCAAGGAACCUUUGGACAAGUCGUAAAGUGCGAGAGAAUCAGCAAUGGUCAAUUGUAUUCGGUCAAGGUGAUCAAGAACAAACCAGCUUAUCGUACCCAGAGCAGAAUGGAGGUCGAAAUAUUGAAACAGCUGAGUCAAAAGCUUGGACCGGAGCAUGAAGAUCACAUCUUGCAAUUGCAGCAUACGUUCAAUCACAAGAACCACUUGUGUCUCGUCUUUGAGCUACUAUCAUUCAACCUCUACGAGCUUAUCAAGCAAAACAGCUAUCGUGGUGUGUCUCUCAAUCUGGUGCGUGUGUUUGCUUUACAAUUGCUCGAUACCUUGGCUCUCUUGAAAAGUGCACGGAUCAUCCAUUGUGAUCUCAAACCCGAGAAUGUGUUAUUGAAAAGUGUCAAGUCGCCUUCCAUCAAGGUGAUUGACUUUGGAUCAGCAUGUCAUGAAUCCAGUCGCAUCUAUACGUAUAUCCAAUCCCGCUUUUAUCGGUCACCUGAAGUCAUUCUCGGUUUGCAAUACACCUCAGCUAUCGACAUGUGGUCACUUGGAUGCAUUGUCGCCGAAUUGUUUAUUGGUAUCCCAUUGUUUGCCGGUAGCUCCGAAUAUAACCAACUCAGUCGCAUUGUGGAGAUGCUUGGAGAUCCACCACAAGAUAUGUUGGAGAUUGGCAAAGGCACAAAGCAAUUCUACAACGUGGAUGAAUCCUCUGGCAAACGCGUGUAUACGAUGAAAAACAGAGAACAGUACAGCAAAGAGCAGCAUAAGAUGGAGUUGCCAGGCAAACGUUACUUUCCUCAAAGGACGCUACCAGAUCUCAUUAUGAAUUACACGCCCAGACCACGUUCAGGAUCAUCAUCAACAUCAGCCACACAAGUGCCACCUGCACCCUUGGAUGAGCAAGAACGUCAACGAGAUCAACAAAUCAGACGUGCUUUGGUUGACUUUUUACAAGGCUUACUACAACUCAACCCUCUCAACCGAUGGACUCCCAUACAAGCACGCUAUCAUCCAUUCAUCACGGGUGAACCAUUUACAGAACCUUAUGUGCCUGAAGUUCAUAUGAAAGCCGCCAUGAAAUUGCAACAACAACAACAGCAGCAGCAGCAAUCGACUACUAGUGAGAUGAAUGAGAUUUCCGGAUCACAAGGAAGCAGUUCAAGUACGAGUGGUCAUGCUGAUGGUAACCAUGUCCAAGCGCUUGAAGCGGCUGCCAUGGCUGCUACCUCCAAACGAUCACGUGCACAAUCCAUGGGUGUGCCACAAGCGCCUAGUCCAAUUCAGGAAUUGACAACACGGCAACAUCGACAUCGUCGUUCUCAAGGCAACUUGGUUGGUGUGUUACCACCCGAAGCUCCAGGUGUUGCUGUUACGGGUGGAACAACAUCGGAUAGUAGUAGUGUGGAAAAGCACACCGUGUAUGCAAAUGGUGUCAGUGGUGGUGAUCCACAACAACAACAAGCAGCCGUAGAACGCAAAGUCAAGAUUGCUGCCCAAGUCAAAGUACGCUAUGGCUCACGUGAUUCAUUAUGUAUGCCAGAUCAAGUUCAUCGUGGUGGAAAGGGUGGUGAUGAUGCACUAUUACAGCAACAGCGGCCUGCAGGUCGUUUGUCGCAUGCUGGUGAAGCUGCUGGUGGAUUACUAAUGAUGCGCCAACAAGAAAAGGCAUCCUCUUCUCAAGGUGUUGCAGCUGCCAUCAAGCGACGUGCCAUUUUAUAA